ACAGCUCCCAUAAAGGCAAUACGGUGUUGCAACGUAAUCUACAUGCGACCAUUGUGGCCUGCGAAAAUUUUCUCAAUUAGCCGCCGCGUCCGCGCAAGGAAACUUCAUUUUCGGAAGCUGCCCAAGGCUGGCGCUCGCUGACAAAUAAGGCCACAUAUAAAUACCCAUACACCCUCUAUUGUCUUAUUCAGGGAUCAGCCAUUCAGCUCUGCAGUCGCAUUUGAGUAGUGUUUGCAUAAUGUAUUGUUUAGAGUGUGUAACUUUGGUGGUGAUCGCUGCAGUGGCGCAGGCGGAUCCUAAUCCCAAAUAUAACGGAGUUUUUCAGCCAUCGAUGGAAGUUGGAAAUUAUGAAGGAUAUUAUCAAGAUCGCCCCAGAUACGCCUUCAAUUAUGGAGUGGCAGAUCACAGCACCGGUGACGUGAAGUCACAACACGAGACACGAGACGGUGAUGUUGUCAAAGGACAAUAUUCCCUAGUGGAACCCGACGGCUCCGUUCGAACAGUCGAUUACACGGCGGACUCUGUCAAUGGCUUCAACGCCGUAGUCUCGAAGAGUGGACCGAGUCUUCAUGCAGCACCACCACCUCAUCAUGGCCAUCAUCAACCUUCACUGCAAAUCAUUCCUCAAGCCAUACCUCAGGGACAUCACGGGAUACCACAGGGAAUACCCCAAGGAAUACCCCACGGAAUACCCCAAGGGAUACACCAAAGAAUACCACAAGGAAUCCCACAUGGACUACCUCAGGGAGUAAUCGCUCGUGGACCAGUCGUACACUAUUUGGAAAAAGCUGUGCCCAUCCCCGUAGAAAUUUAUCCUAAGCGAAUAUUUGGAACUGGUGGUCCUAUUUUUGCCAAGGUUGGUCCGCAGUUUCCCGACUACGAGGGAUUUGGCAUCGACGAGUAUGAAGUACCCUACCCGUUUCAGUUUGAAUAGUUAGUAGAUAUAUAGUAACUGUACUUAUACUUAAAUAUUAUUAAAUUAUUCAAUA
This is a messenger RNA of Cydia amplana, 989 nucleotides long. RefSeq lists its product as uncharacterized. NCBI's taxonomy places the organism in Eukaryota, Metazoa, Arthropoda, Insecta, Lepidoptera, Tortricidae. Bases 239 to 934 code for a protein of 231 amino acids. Gene Ontology annotation, cellular component: extracellular matrix. The record is from RefSeq and is a predicted model, not a curated record. The transcript is spliced from 4 exons.